AUGACAUUUCUAGAAAACUUAGCGGUUUUACAGAAUGCGCUACUUGACCAUUUGCAAAAGUUGAGCACGAUCUCCCGCAAAAAGGCAUUCGGAGAAGGUAAACUAUAUUACAAGGGCGGUAUUGCGCUUGAUGACGGCAAUGACGGUGAAGAAGAAGAAGAAGAAGUUGAGUUUGGCGCUUUGCUGGGCACAAUAGCGAGCAAACUACUUGAUUUCGAGUCGAUACUGAGAUGCAGUAUUGUUGAGAUGACGUACACAUAUCCAGGAUUGAAACUUCAGUGGGAGAAAAGUUCCAGAUACGACCAAUGCGAUAAAUUGAACAUUGUGAAGCUAGACAAACAGAUGGUUGCGGAAUUGUAUGCCCAGUUGAUGGAAGAGCUCGAUUCUGUAUUACAAUUCAUYGAUUGGUUUUACUGCUACCGCCUUAAGGUCAAAGAGAUCCUACGACAACACCAUAGACGCGACCUUGCCUGGAAUGACGAGGAAAGGGACCAGGCCAUAAGGUCACAUGCUGUGGAUUACGAGAAGAUGCAUCAGGGGAGCGACCGCGAAGCGUCGUCGUUGACAACUCCAGCGUCCAUGUCAAUGGAAAAUGCAAGCACGAAGGAUAAACUCUUGAGCAAGACAAAAUUACUGACCAACAACCUCGUGAGAGGCAAUCAAAUUCUACAGUCGGGUAUUUUACAAAGCGACCUAAACCUGGACGAGCUGAGAGCCCAAACGCACUCACUGAUGCAAGUCGACGACAAGUACACCCAGUUUGAAACCGUUUUCAAGAAAACGGCAGACUUGGUCAAAGUCUUGGAAAAUGCCUCCCACCAGGAGAAGCGAGACGUAUACCUGUCACUCGGCUUUCUCGUGUGCUGCGUCUCCUGGGUUCUCUGGCGUCGUAUUUUCAAGCUGCCCGUGAAAGUCGGCCUAUGGCUGCUGUUCAAGUUUUUCAAGGGUAUACUGAUGACCUUAGGCCUAGUGAAGGGCUACACGGCCUCCUCUUCGUCACCGCAGGUCCCCAGUCUCGUACUGAACGCGCCAUUUCUUGCCACUACGUCUUCCACGUCCACGCUUGUGGAACCAUCAGCGUCUGAACCAGUUGUCAGCAACAUCCAACGAGCUGUCGAUGAAGCCAUGGAUAGAAUUAUCUCCCACGACGAGCUGUGA
Saccharomyces eubayanus is the source of this 1158-nucleotide messenger RNA. It is a transcript of the gene SEC20, whose product is annotated as Sec20p. Gene Ontology annotation, biological process: retrograde vesicle-mediated transport, Golgi to endoplasmic reticulum. The transcript has a single exon. Gene Ontology annotation, molecular function: SNAP receptor activity. The record is from RefSeq and is a predicted model, not a curated record. Bases 1 to 1158 code for a protein of 385 amino acids. Gene Ontology annotation, cellular component: SNARE complex; endoplasmic reticulum. NCBI's taxonomy places the organism in Eukaryota, Fungi, Ascomycota, Saccharomycetes, Saccharomycetales, Saccharomycetaceae.